Messenger RNA from Nicotiana attenuata, 522 nucleotides. Its product is annotated as craniofacial development protein 2-like. Lineage: Eukaryota; Viridiplantae; Streptophyta; Magnoliopsida; Solanales; Solanaceae. The coding region runs from base 1 to 522 and encodes 173 amino acids. Gene Ontology annotation, cellular component: nucleus. The transcript has a single exon. Gene Ontology annotation, biological process: chromatin remodeling. The record is from RefSeq and is a predicted model, not a curated record.
AUGAUUAUUAAGUUGGUGAUUGGAGAGUGCACUCUAAACGUUGUUAGCGCCUAUCCGCCGCAUGCGAGCCCAGAUGAAGAGGUUAAACGACAUUUCUGGGAGGGGUUAGAUGAGAUUGUGCGCCAGGUUUCGCCUGCUGAGAAGCUAUUCAUAGAAGGGGAUUUCAAUGGUUAUAUUGGGUCGACCACAGGUGGUUAUGGCGAGGUGCAUGGAGGCUUCGGUUUUGGGGAGAUGAACGGAGGAGGUACCUCGUUAUUGGACUUCGCUAAGGCUUUUGGGUUAGUGAUUGAGAACUCUACCUUUCCGAAGAGGGAUGAGCAUUUGGUCACUUUUCGAAAUGCGGUGGCGAAGACUCAAAUUGACUAUCUCCUCCUCAGGAGGUGUGACAGAGGGUUAUGCAAGGAUUGCAAGGCGAUUCGAAGAGAGAUACUCGCGAUGCAGCAUAGACUCUUGGUGAUGGACAUUGGUAUUAUGUUAAAGAGAAGGAACAGGUAUGCUCGAGGAAGACCGAGAAUCAGGUAG